AUGGGACAAAAUCCUUCUUCACCCUCUCAGAAUAAUAGCAAUCAUCUCGUUGCUCAUAAUCAUCAUCAUCAUCAACAGCAGCAACAACAACCCCAUCAUCAUCACCAUCAUCAACAUCAACAGUGUGAUGUCUUACCGAAUUCAACUCAUCUAAUAGCAGACAUUUCAGAGGAAGAACUUACAACAGAUUCAACCUCGGCAACAACACCAACAUCAUCAACCAUGACAGCUUCUCUCUCAUCAAAUCUUAUAUCGAGGAGAAGAUCCUCUCUCCCCCAUAAAUUGAAUGACCAUAGUACAAUGAGUGGAGAACAUGAUGAAACGAAACGAUCCCUUGGUAAAGUAUUCAAAAGUGCCACACAUUUAAACGCUCAUGAAGAUAUUGAGAAUUAUUCAUUGGGAAAACAAUUGUGGGAGGUUGAAAAAGCAAAUCACCAACAACAACCUGUAACAUAUUCCAAUAAUCUCAAUACUCCAAAUUCUGCCACCUACAAAACUUCCCAGAAAUUAAUCAAACUAAAGCCAUUUUCUACACCAGAUUUGAAAAGGAGUGCACUUUUAAAUAGUAGGAACAAUCAAGAGGAAAUGAAUGGAGUAGAUACAGAUACUUUAACACCUACAGUGAGUGACGAUAUUUCAUUUAAUUCAUCAUCUGUCUAUUCUCCACCACAACAUGCCAAUUCUUUCAGAAAUAGUGUCCUCUCAACAACAAGUAGUGCCAGUGGAGGAUCCAACAAUAAUCACAAUAAUAGUCUCAUCAAUUCUCUUUUCCCAUCUCUUCCGGUUGACAGGACUAAAAUGACUGAUGAGGAAUUUACUGUCUACAAGGAGGUUGUCAGUAAACCAGUUUAUGAAAAAAUUCUGAAAAGUAAACCUCUGACAGCUAAAUGUGGAUUCAAUGAAGAGUAUAUGAAAGAGUUUGCUUUUGAACUUUCUGAUGAGGAAGAAUUGAAAAAUACCUAUCUCACAACAGACUGGGUUGAAACAGCAAAACUCCUCCAAAGAACAAGAAGUAUCGACGAGACCACUCUCAAUCUUGACCCAAAAACUCUACUCGAACCAAUAAUUAAUACAGUUUCUAAACGUGAUUCUCUCUCCUCUAUUGAAGAGGAAGUGAAGAAAAUUGUAAUGGAAGAACAAGAGGUUCUCAAACAAGAAAUCAAAAUCAAGCUAAUAAUUACUGAAAUUGCAAAUGCACCUACAAAAACUCUGAGACAAUUUCUUUCUCCUGUUUUGCACAAGAUGAAUGUUCUACCAGAGAUUGGUUGGUUUCACUCUGCUAUUCUCGUAGGGAAGUGGAGACUUGACUUUAAUGAUAGUAGUGUAGUAAUACCGAGAAAGCUUGUUAGUCAGGCUGCUGUUAUUACUACAGACAUUGAAACAAUUAGUACAUUGGAGGAUCUCAAUAGAGUGAUUGAUGGCAUGUCGAGAUGCAUUUGUAAAUGGAAUAGAAAUAUAACGUAUAAACAAACUGGAGGAGAUAGAAUUAACACAGGGAACUGUCAGGAUUUUGUGGAAGAUUUGUUGGAUAGUAUUGGAGUUAAAAUGAAUCUUUCUGGAAGUAUGAAGAAAUUUGUAAAACGUUUGAGAAAGACAGGAAAGUGUUCCCUUGUCUUUGAAAUGGAUAAGAGAUUCAGAGAAUAUUUUGGAAUGGAAUCUAAACGGGUGAAGUUCAAAUCACACGAACAAUUAGAUUUGUUUGUGAGAAAAUUACUUGACAAGUGUCCAAAUUUUGCUCAAGAAUUCAAUGAUGAAUGGAUACUCUUACAAAGUUUUGAUAGAACCUACUGGUUGAAACACAUUACGUACACUCACAUUGAAGAGUAUAAACCAUGCAAGGUCAUUAGAGAUAAUAAGGGAGUUUCCGAUUGUCCAUUUCACGAACCCGAGUUCACUAACUUGCUUAAAGACUAGGCUUUGAUAUUUGAAUCAAUUUUGUAAGAAAAAUUGAACAAACUCUAUUGUGUUUCUUUACAUAAAGAAUAUUAAUCACGAAAUACUGUUAAUUAUU
This is a messenger RNA of Naegleria gruberi, 2011 nucleotides long. RefSeq lists its product as uncharacterized. NCBI's taxonomy places the organism in Eukaryota, Heterolobosea, Eutetramitea, Acrasida, Naegleriidae. Bases 1 to 1914 code for a protein of 637 amino acids. The transcript has 3 exons. The record is from RefSeq and is a predicted model, not a curated record.